Messenger RNA from Meriones unguiculatus (Mongolian gerbil), 816 nucleotides. RefSeq names its product zinc finger protein ZFP2-like. The transcript has a single exon. The record is from RefSeq and is a predicted model, not a curated record. The annotation marks the transcript as partial. Lineage: Eukaryota; Metazoa; Chordata; Mammalia; Rodentia; Muridae.
CCUUAUGAAUGUAACCAUUGUGGUAAAGCCUUUGCAUGUAACAGUAGUCUCCAAAUACAUAAAAGAACUCACACUGGAGAGAAACCUUAUGAGUGUAACCAAUGUGGUAAAGCUUUUGCACGUAACAGCAUUCUCCAAAUACAUAAAAGAACUCACACUGGAGAGAAACCUUAUGAAUGUAAUCAGUGUGGUAAAGCCUUUUCAUGUAACAGUACUCUCCUGCUACAUAAAAGAACUCACAGUGGAGAGAAACCUUAUGAAUGUAACCAUUGUGGUAAAGCAUUUACACAUAAGGGUAAUCUCCUAAAACAUAAGAGAAUGCACACUGGAGAGAAACCUUAUGAAUGCAACCAGUGUGGUAAAGCCUUUGCACAGAAUAGUCAUCUGGUAGCACAUGAAAGAACUCACACUGGAGAGAAAUCUUUUGAAUGUACCCAAUGUGAUAAAGUCUAUGCAUUUCCCGAAUCGUCUCUAAAGACAAAAUGAACACAUCCUGGAGAACAACCUUAUGAAUAUAAGCAGUGUGGAAUCACCUUUGUACAACACAGUCAUUUCCUAAUACAUAAAAAUCCAUGUUGCAGAAAAUCCUUAUGAAUAUUGUCAAUGUCCUAAAGUCUUUUCAUGUAAGAGUCAUCUUGAACAAGAACACUUUCUGGAGUGAAACCCUAUGAAUGUAACCAAUGUGUUAAAACCUUUGUAUGCCAUAAUAAUCUGCAUGCACAUAGAAGAAUGCACACUGGAAAUUGUAUGAAUGUAACCAAUGUGAUAAAGUAUUUUGACAGGAUAGUAAUUUCCUAUAACAUGAAGACAUACUGG